This is a messenger RNA of Chiloscyllium plagiosum (whitespotted bambooshark), 3350 nucleotides long. The record is from RefSeq and is a predicted model, not a curated record. Lineage: Eukaryota; Metazoa; Chordata; Chondrichthyes; Orectolobiformes; Hemiscylliidae.
CUGUUCCUUGGAUGCUGCCUGACCUGCUGCGCUUUUCCAGCAAUACAUUUUCAGCCUCUUUAAUUGGGCAAACGUCCGGAAGCCCCGCCGUGGUAAAUCCCGCCCCCAGGCACCUAUUGGCUAUUGGGUGACUGCCGAGCUUUCAUUGGCCACUGUAAUCCCCGUACCUGACCAAGUGUCUGGCCGGUUUCCAUGGCAACAGGUGGUGGUUGGGGCCAACGGCCUGGGCAGCGCAUGGCCAUCAGAUUUGGAUAUGACUGGAAUUUGAGUCUGCCCUCAAGGACGUUCCAUUUAGGUCGAACUAAAGGUGGUAAAUUGAGAUCUGCAAACAUAAUUACAAUUGAGAGCUUACCAUGGGAAGUUCUACAGCAAAUCUUUUCCUACUUGGAUAUAUCAUCCUUAUUGUGUGCAGGCUGUGUGAGCAAGUCCUUCUAUCAGGUAGCUAAUGACAAUUUAAUUUGGCGCAGAAUCUACUGCAGGUAUUUUGCAUGUAAGUCAAAUGCCUGGAAGCCCAGGGGUGUAGCCAUAGCUACUGAGAAACUAAGCAGAAUUACAAUCCAGGACUGUCCAACAGGAUUCUGGAAAAAAGAGUACAUAUCCAAAUGUGCAGGUCUGGGCACAAAAAGAGUGGGGCAGUUGUUGAAAUCCAUCAACCGUUAUACAGGAUUGCCAUCCAAGUACAAAGAAACUGUGAAAGCUCUUGGAAUUACUUGGAUAAUAGUUCUUCGAGAAAGAAAUGGGAUAGAACAUGUGAAGGAGCAAAGUAAGGCCUACUUCAAUGACACGUCUGCUACUUUAUGCUGGAACAGUACAGUUUGGCCAUCUCUUACUAGUCUGAAAGCACUCUAUGUGUAUGGAGUCACACCUUUGUUUCAUCUAAGCAAAACUCCUGCAAUAAAUGGUUCCUUUUUAAGACCUCGCCGGCGAUCUCUACUUGCGGAGUAUGAUCUGACAAAUCUGGAAAAAUUGAGUACGUAUGUAGGUGGAGACAAGCUCAUCAAGCUGCAGUGCUUAUACCCUGGCAUGUUGUUGGGAUGUUGGCAAGAAGAUGGAGAAUUGGCAGUUAUCAUCGCAAGUUUUCACUGCCAUCAGCUCAUUGAGAAGAGUACUUUCGGAUCAGUCACUUGCCAAUAUUCGCCACCACCUCAUGAGCCAGUGUUGGAUGAUAUUGAUCCAGAAUAUGGGCUGCAUGGCUACCAUUGCCACAUUGCCUUACAUAAUGGAAAAAGUUGUUUCAUGUCUGGUAGUUUCCAUAACAUCAUCUGUAGAAAAGAGUUCAUCCAGAAUGGCUUUUUGCAAAUAACGGUUAUCAGUUCAAAUAAAGAAUCACAGCACAGCACCAUCAGUGGAAAUCUCUACUUACCUUGGAAUACAGAAUCCCUAAAAGGAAGUAUACAGCACUGUUGCUUAAUGGAUGUGACUGUUCUGGAUGAAGCAGAAAAACCAUUUUGGAGUGUAAGCUCACCAGUAGCUCUGCACUCAGUUAGUACAUCUACUAUAAGAUAUAGCUACCUGGGCGAGAGACAGGCAAUUGAUUACGAGGAUCCAGAAGGAAAAGUUCAUAUAGAGCUAAUGUGGUUGGAAGAAGAACAACAAUAUUACAUUGUCAACCUUGUCCUUUAUUUUAUUGUUAAAAAAAUAAAUGCCUGGUUUGCAACAAAUUACUAAUUGUCCAUAUGAAGCCCUAUGGCUAACUUUAACAAUCAUCUGUUCCAUGCACAUAAACUAAUGUUCCAAUCUGAGUGAGUAAUUAGGCUGAAUUCUGUGAGGAUUUCCAAAAUUCAAAAUUGAGUUUAUCUUUAAAAAUUAUUUCUCAUACAGUCAGGAUCCCAGACAAUUGGAUUACAAUCUCAAAUUCCUUUCUUUCUGAUAUUGGUUGCUUCUAUUUUAAAAUGAUGCUUAUUGUUUGCUAAAGUUCUCCAAUAUUUUCCUGGUUACACUAGAAAACAAUCAUGUUUUCAGGCAGAAUUAAUACAGGAGAUUGCUGUCUGUCCUGUUGCAUUUGUAAUGUUUAGGAUAAAUUGGUAUGACAAAAUUUGCAUGACUUUCAUAAGGCCCAUUCUGCAAAGGGCGACCUGCUUGCACCUUUGCUUAACUCUUGUCUUUUAAGACGUCCAACUUUGAAUAACUUCUGAGGUUUGGAGAUUCUGGAAAAAAAACUCAAGUAAAAGGAAAAUAAAUAAAAAGUGGGCAUAGAGAAGUAAGUGAGUUGUAAACUAACUUCAGAUGCCUUUUGUUAGAAGUGUAGGAAAUCUGUAUUUGAACUUUAUUUUCUGGUUUAUGUUGUGGUAUGUAAUCUUUAGCAUAUUCUUUACCAUAUUCCUUAAGUUAGACCUGCAUUACCAAUGUUCGCAUUCUAUCAGUCGCUGAAACUUCUACACGUUUAAUUUGAAAGAAGUGUAGAACACUUUUUUUCUGUUCUACUUUAAUUCAAAAGGCCUCAAUCAACUCCAGCAGUUGAAAAGCUGGUCAGUAGGUUUGUUUCUAGUUAAGCCUGAGGAUGCUGAUGGAGACUGUUCAAUUAGUUGAAGUGAGGCUUUUGGAACUUAAUCAUGCAACUGAUUUUUAAAUGUUAGACCAUUUUGGACAGCUGUUUUCUGUCGUACUUUGAAAGGGUAAUUAUAGCAAAUGGAUUCACUUUGAAUUUUUGUAGAAUUUUCAAAAUUGGUGGCGGUUUUCUUAGAAUAUUUUGACAUUAAAAGCUGGAAUGUUUUAAGUAGAAAAAGUGCAGUAAUAUUUCAGAGACCAUUGUGUACUUAUUUAAUCAACUGGCUAAAAUUGCCAUUUUAAGAACUAUUUGUUCUCGCUGUCCAAAUCAGUUUAAUAUUUAGAAGCCGGUUCUUAUCAACUUAUAAUUGAAAAGAGAGCAUAAUUAGUAAGAUGUUAAUUAAAACCUUUUUCGAAUUCAAGUAUAUUAUUUGUCCUGUUGUGUUCUAUCUUUUUAUAGCAAGCUUCCUGUUCUGUUCGUUUUAACUGCAGUAAUAACACAUGGAUGGCAAAAGCUGUUUAUCAGGCCACAAUCUGUGACCUUAUUUUAGCCAUUUAUUGAUGUUGUCAGUUUCAAGAAAUGUGGAAGCUCACUUUAUUUUACUGAAAGCAGAUUGAUAUUGACAGUCUCAGAUUUUUGCAUCAGUAAUGCUGUAGAAAUCUUCAUCUCGUUUUCACCAAAAGUGCUGAAUAGAAUGAUGAGAAUGCAUUUAAAACUAUAUCUUUGUUUUCAUGAAGACCAGUUUGUCACUUGUGUGACAGUUUAAUUAUGCUUCAGCUUAAUGGUUUAACAUUUGGGAAUGAUUAACAAAAAAAAGUUUUAAGUUAAGCAAAUGCAACAAUAAAUUAAUCUUUUGAAUAUA